UGAUAACAACACUGUCGUCAAUGUAGAAACCGUCACCUCGGAUUUAUUACUAGGGAGAUAAAAACUAUUCUCCACAUUGAUAGCUAGUUUACUGUAUUACACGAUGUAUUAGAUAUACCAGAAAUUUGUAAAUGUUCUUACUUUACGUUUUUUAUUUAUUUAUUUAAAAUAAAAUAAAAACAUUUGGUUGAAAAAGCCAGGCGUUUUAAUCAACAAGAGAGUUUAGCUAACGUUAAACCUUCUGUAAUUCACCAUGGAUCAAUAUAGUAUUUUGGGUAGAAUAGGAGAAGGAGCCCAUGGCAUUGUUUUCAAAGCAAAACAUAUCGAGACUGGAGAGACUGUGGCUCUGAAGAAAGUAGCUCUGAGAAAGUUGGAGGAUGGGAUCCCCAACCAAGCCCUCAGAGAGAUCAAGGCUUUACAGGAGAUUGAAGACAACCAAUAUGUGGUGAAGCUCAAGAACGUGUUUCCCCAUGGUACAGGGUUCGUCUUGGUGUUUGAGUACAUGCUCUCUGACCUCUCUGAGGUCAUCAGGAACUCUCAGAGGCCUCUCACCGAGGCACAUGUCAAAGGUUACAUGAUGAUGCUGCUGAAAGGGGUUGCCUUCUGCCACGAGAACUCCAUCAUGCACAGAGAUCUGAAACCAGCCAACCUGCUCAUCAGCUCUACAGGUCAUCUGAAGAUAGCAGACUUUGGCCUGGCCAGACUUUUCAACAACGACGGAGAGCAUCUCUACAGCCAUCAGGUGGCCACCAGGUGGUAUCGAGCACCAGAACUGCUCUAUGGGGCAAGAAAAUACGACGAAGGUGUAGAUCUCUGGGCAGUGGGAUGUAUCUUUGGGGAACUUCUGAAUAACUCCCCUCUGUUCCCUGGAGAGAAUGACAUAGAACAGUUGUGCUGUGUUCUCCGAGUCCUGGGGACACCUGACCAGCGCAUGUGGCCAGAGAUCACAGAGCUGCCUGACUACAAUAAGAUCACUUUUAAGGAGAACCCUGCCAUCCCUCUUGAGGAGAUAGUACCUGAUACCUCACUUCAGGCUGUGGACCUGCUCAACAAGUUCCUGGUCUACCCCUCUAAACAGAGGAUCAGCGCCAGACAGGCCCUGCUCCAUCCCUAUUUGUUCUCUGAGCCGCUGCCGGCCCACCACUCGGAGCUGCCUAUCCCCCAGCACGGAGGAAACAUUCCCGUCAGCGACUCCAGCCUCCUGUCGAAUUCUCUGUAGAUCUGCCCCUCUCAGAGAGCCUGGUGGACCCUGCUUUGGUCCAGGGACAUGCCUGGUGUCUAUGAUUGACUGGCCCACAAUGCUUUUCAUAGCCUGGUUGAGAGUAGCACUUAGGCUGGUUUAAUCAGGUUUUUAUGUUUGACUGUCAGAGCCUGGUGGACCCUGCACGGGUACACGGUGUGUAUGACUGUUCUUCAUGUUCAUCCCAGGCUGCUUAAACCAGGGGUGUAUUCACUAAGAAAACUAACCGGAACCAACCGGAACCAACCGGGACCAAACGGAACCAAACGGACCAAACGGAACCAAACGGAACCAAACGGAACCAACCGGAACCAAACGGAACC
Oncorhynchus gorbuscha (pink salmon) is the source of this 1563-nucleotide messenger RNA. RefSeq names its product cyclin-dependent kinase 20 (gene cdk20). The transcript is spliced from 8 exons. The coding region runs from base 254 to 1219 and encodes 321 amino acids. Gene Ontology annotation, cellular component: nucleus. The record is from RefSeq and is a predicted model, not a curated record. Gene Ontology annotation, biological process: protein phosphorylation. Gene Ontology annotation, molecular function: cyclin-dependent protein serine/threonine kinase activity; ATP binding. Lineage: Eukaryota; Metazoa; Chordata; Actinopteri; Salmoniformes; Salmonidae.